GCCAACACUUAGUCACCGUUUAAUCUACUGCUUAUCCCCAUACUUUUUCGGUAGCCAAGACCAAGCCGGAUGGCUUCGAAACGUUGAAGACAUCUUUAUGCAAAAGGUCAGGCCAUAAACACUUUUCGACCGGGCCGAUGCUGCGCAUCUUAAAGCCAAAAUGCACCCACACAUUGAAGAGGUACAACAGUCGCAAAUUUUACGACAGGCCAAGUCCGAAGAAAAGAUUCCGUAUUUUUGGAUUUACCCGGAGCACUUCAGGUAAUUACGCGACUUACACAAGUCAGCAGGUCAGCUCACGGGUCAACAGGUAGCUAAGCGCCCCAGAUAUAAAUAAUCCUGGUAAAGUACGACAGGACAUCAUUCACAGCUCAAGCUGCCAAGCAGUCACAGCUCGUUCCUUCAAAUAAUUUUGAAAAAAUCCGAAAGAUUUCCGAAAUGGAGAGCCAACGCCCUAACCACCGCCGCGGAGCCCGUCCCAGUGUGGGCUAUCUGCUCUUCCAGUACCAGAACGAGCUGACCCGCCGGCAUGCUGAGCCCACGCGCCUUUCAAAGACCAAGAUCCACAUCAUCGACGGCCUGGUUUCCCGCACCAUCCGCCACUUGAAGCACUGCAGCGUGGAGGAGCUGCAAGCCUGCAAGCGAGGACUCGUCUACAAGGAGCAGCUGCGCGAUCAACUGAAAGGAAGUCGUCGCCGCCGGGCUCCCGCUUCCGGUGUGGCCAAUACUGGCAACAAAACUGUCACUGUGCCAGCUGUGAGUGUCAAGGCCCCGAGCACGCCGCCCAAGCCCCGAUCUUCCUCCAGCGGCGCAGCCUCGAAAGUUUCCAUCUUUGGACCCGAGAUCUUUGUCUAAAGACACCUUGACACUAUUUUAAGCUAGAUUAUCACACAAACUAUCCUUAAUUGUUGACGAUUAAAAAUCAGAAAAACAAAAAUAACAAUAAAUACUUUUACAAAGCA
This is a messenger RNA of Drosophila bipectinata, 962 nucleotides long. RefSeq lists its product as uncharacterized. NCBI's taxonomy places the organism in Eukaryota, Metazoa, Arthropoda, Insecta, Diptera, Drosophilidae. The record is from RefSeq and is a predicted model, not a curated record.